Molecule: messenger RNA, 1467 nt
Organism: Striga asiatica
Lineage: Eukaryota; Viridiplantae; Streptophyta; Magnoliopsida; Lamiales; Orobanchaceae
Source: the annotation of a GenBank genome assembly
AUGGGCCAACACCCAAAAGCUAAAGAAGACGCCCCCGAGCAAUCGACUCCACUGGGGUAUCGUGCUGUAUAUCGUGCGGCUAAACCCCACGGCUAUCGCUAUCAAAUUAGUGAUCAUGAUGGUGAUGGGUGGAAUCAUAAGGGACGUCCACUUGAGUAUAGAUCCGCAAAGUCGUCGUCCACGUCAUCGCCGGCCGACUUGGACGUGAGCGUGAAGGAAAUCUCGAUCCCAGCAACCACCUUUAGCAGGCCUUGCAAAACGGCCGCGAGGUGGGCGCUCGUGCCUCCAAUCAGCCAGAACUGCUCGUUCCUCCACCACUCCUCCAGGUUUAUGCCCGACCACUUGAUCUCGAGCACGGCCAGCGCGCAGAGCGUUAGCGUAGGUGAGGAAGGUGACGUUCAAGGUCUGGACUAUGAACUGGCCGGAGAAGAGGGAGAGGGCCGGGAGGAAGCAGUAGACGAUGAGGAACAAGGACGUGAAGGGGUAGAUGCCGACGUUGAGGUACGCGACCCUCUGGAGAAACUUAAUGCGAGGAGACGCGAGCAGGGCGUUGUUGCGGGAGAAGAAGAUCUCGACGGAGCCCGUAGCCCAGCGCAGCACCUGGUGAAGCCGGUCGGUCAAGUUGAUCGGGGCCGUGCCCCGGAAGGCGUCCCUCUUGGUGACGCAGUAUAUGGAGCGCCAGCCGCGGUUGUGCAUACGGUAGCCCGUCACCACGUCCUCCGUCACCGACCCGUAGAUCCACCCCACGCGGUUGCCCCACUCCGUCUUGUCCUCGUACCAGCACGAGAUCACGCUUAUGGCCUCCGCCACCGUGGACGCGUCGAGGAGCUCCCGGGGGAUCGUCAGUGCGCCGGGAGGCCGUCCGUUCUUCACGGCCGGGUGAUCCGCGAGCGGGCGGCCCUGGAAUUCGGCGACGGGGAUCGAGUCGAUCAGGAAGCUCGAGUUGCCGAACCUCUUGGAGAAAAGGGAGGGGUUCAUGGCACCUUCUUCGUCGUCCAUGCGGAGGGCUCGGUGCUCCUCGGGAGCAGAGUUGUGGGGCCGACGGCGGGUAAAGAGGCUGCAGCAGCAGCCCGAGUGGUCUUUGGAGCGCGGGGGAUCGAAACCGUACAACGCGGUGCGGCGGAAGAGGCAGCCAGUGCCGACAUAGACGGGGCCCUGGAGCCCGUCGAGAGCCCGCAUGUUGACAUCGAAGAAGACGGUGUUGUGGUUGGCAUAGCGGUCCGAGGGGUCGAUGCCCUCGAAGCGCUGGGGGAACUGGACGUAGCAGAUGCGGUCGCCGCCGCGGUCCAUCAUGAAGCACAUGCCCUCGCGUAUGGCUUGCGAGUUGUAGAUGUAGUGGUCGCAGUCGAGGUUGAGGAUGAAGGGCCCGUUGGACAUGAUAGCCGAGGCCCGCACGAGGGCGUUCAUGGCACCGGCCUUCUUGUUGUGGUCGUAACCGGGACGCUUCUCGCGAGAUACGUACACUAG